AUGGCCAAAAGAUCGGCCCCAAGAAGAAAAGACAAUAAGGUAAACAACACGAGCAGCUUCAAUUCGAAAACAGUCACGGUUAGUCAGCCCAAAGUAGCCACAGUUGGGCAGCAGAGCUCUCAAAAGCAGAAAUCUAACACCAGGCAUGAGAGGAUGCAAUUUAUACCUAUACCUGUGACGUGUGAGUAUCAUGCUAGAAUAUCGGAGCAUUUAAUUGAGAAUUGUACUGGAUUCAAGAAAGCCGUAGAGAGGUUGAUCAAGAAUGGGGAUUCGAAAUUUGAGAGUACUUCAAAUACUGAGAACCCUUUGUCGAAUCAUGACAAUCAAGGAGUAAAUGCCAUUGUUGAAGCUGGUGGAAAAAGGGGGAAGGAAAAUGUUGCUGAAGUAAGGAUACCUUUAAAAGUAAUCUGGAAAGAGAUGGUAAAGAGAGGGAUAAUAACCUCUGAGAAAGAGGGAAACGAAACGAGAAACUAUGCGAGAAAUAAGGAAGUAGAGGCACCAACAGUGCCCAAGGUCAUCAUCCAUAAGCCCAAUCCUUUUCCUUACAAGGAUGACAAUAGGGUACCUUGGAACUAUGACUGCAGUAUAACGGUACCAAAGGGAGAGAGUAUAGCCAGCGCGUCCAGGGGCACGCAAAAUGAAGGUUCCUAUACAAGAAGUGGGAAACGUUAUGAUGAGGGGGGUAUCAGAAUGGAGCCCACAAAAACAAAAGAUAUUGAGAUUGAGAAGAGAAAAGCAACCAAAAUACCCAUUAAUGAGUCAGUUAUGGAGGAAGAGGCUAAGGAGUUUCUAAAGUUUUUGAAACAUAGCGAAUAUAGCGUGGUCGAGCAGCUGCGUAAGAAACUAGCACGUAUAUCAGUGUUAGCCCUACUCUUGAGUUCUGAAGUGCAUAGGGAUGCAUUGCUAAAGGUGCUUAAUGAAACAUAUGUCACCCAUGACAUAUCAGUUAACAAGCUAGACCGAUUGUGUAAAGGAUACACAUUACCCAGCAUACUUGUCGAUAAUAGGUCUGCUUUGAAUGUCCUUCCCUUAUCUACCUUGAAUCGAUUACCUAUUGACAGUUCGCAUGUGAAGGCAUGUCAUAAUGUGGUAAAAGCCUUCGAUGGAACUAAAAGGAAAGUAAUAGGACGAAUUGACAUCCCUCUGAAGAUUGGACCAAAUACGUAUGAAGUCGACUUCCUGGUAAUGGAUAUCAACCCCUCCUAUAAUUGUUUGUUGGGGAGACUAUGGAUACACUCGGCAGGAGCGGUGCCUUCUUCAUUACACCAAAAAUUAAAGUUAGUGACAGAUGGACACUUGAUAACCAUCAAUGCAGAGGAGGACAUCAUAGCAGCAGUCACCAAUAAAGCUCCUUAUGUGGAGGCAAAUGAGGAGGCUAUCGAAUGUUCUUUUCGCUCCUUGGAAAUUGUCAAUGCUACCUUCAUUUCAGAGGGAAAUAAGGUGUUGGUACCCAGAAUGUCUAGAGCAACAAGGAUGGCCUUGCAAAUGAUGAUGGGGAAAUGA
Messenger RNA from Gossypium arboreum, 1503 nucleotides. RefSeq lists its product as uncharacterized. The transcript is spliced from 4 exons. Bases 1 to 1503 code for a protein of 500 amino acids. The record is from RefSeq and is a predicted model, not a curated record. Lineage: Eukaryota; Viridiplantae; Streptophyta; Magnoliopsida; Malvales; Malvaceae.